Molecule: messenger RNA, 1678 nt
Organism: Trematomus bernacchii (emerald rockcod)
Lineage: Eukaryota; Metazoa; Chordata; Actinopteri; Perciformes; Nototheniidae
Product: neuronal acetylcholine receptor subunit alpha-10-like
Exons: 6
Coding region: 1-1593 (530 amino acids)
Biological process (GO): chemical synaptic transmission; monoatomic ion transmembrane transport; signal transduction
Cellular component (GO): synapse; neuron projection; postsynaptic membrane
Molecular function (GO): transmembrane signaling receptor activity; acetylcholine-gated monoatomic cation-selective channel activity
Source: RefSeq, a predicted model, not a curated record
AUGAAGCUCCUCUGCAGCAUAUCCACGGUUUCCCUGCUGCUCUUCUGCCUCCCAGUGUGCCUUGCUGCUCAUGGUCGCUACGCUCAGAAGCUGAUGACUGACUUGUUCUCUAACUACACCAACGCCUUGCGUCCGGUGGAGGACACCGACCACAUCAUCAACGUCACACUGCAGAUCACUCUCUCCCAGAUCAUCGACAUGGAUGAGCGUAACCAGAUCCUGACAACAUACCUGUGGGUCCGCCAGGUGUGGAAUGACGCCUACCUCACGUGGAAGAAAGAGGACUAUGAUGGUCUCGACACUAUCCGCAUACCCAGCAGCUACGUAUGGAGACCUGACAUUGUUCUGUACAACAGUGCAGACGACGAGUUUUCCAGCUCCAUGGAGACCAACGUGGUGAUUCGUCACGACGGGCAGAUAAUGUGGGACCAGCCAGCCAUCACCAAAAGCUCCUGCUCCGUGGAUGUGGCCUUCUUCCCCUUCGAUCUGCAGCAGUGUCACCUAACCUUUGGGUCCUGGACUCACAACGGCAACCAGAUGGACUUGUUCAAUGCCUUAGACACUGCGGACCUGGCAGACUUCGUGCCCAAUGUGGAGUGGGAGGUCCUGGGCAUGCCAGCCAAGAAGAAUGUAAUCUUGUACGGUUGCUGUUCUGAUCCGUACCCAGACAUCACCUUCAGCCUCCACCUGAAGAGACGGGCCUCCUUCUACAUCUUCAACCUCCUCAUCCCCUGCAUGAUGAUUUCCUUUCUGGCGCCAUUGGGCUUUUACCUGCCGGCAGAUUCUGGUGAAAAGGUUUCUCUGGGUGUCACCGUGCUGCUGGCCCUCACCGUCUUUCAGUUGCUGGUGGCUGAGAGCAUGCCACCCUCCGAGAGCGUCCCACUGAUAGGAAAGUACUACAUCGCUACCAUGACCAUGGUCACUGCAUCAACAGCGCUCACCAUCUUCAUCAUGAACAUCCACCACUGCGGCCCCGAGGCUCGUCCCGUCCCACGGUGGGCCGAGCGCUUCAUCCUAAACUACCUCGCCCGCAUCUGUUUCGUAUACGAAGUCGGUGAGAACUGCCUCGGCGGGGCGACCUCCAGCAAGCAGUCUCAGUCUGAGGAGGAGUCUGAAGCCCGAGCAGCAAACAACAGCAACCCAAAAGGAACAAACUGGGACGUGAACGGGCAAGUGUGGGCCGGGAGGGUGGAGGAGGGCGGGGCAGGGGAAGCAAUGAAGCCGGGGCGGGAUUCAAGCAACCAGACUGAGUGGACGGAGGACAUGUUUGUGACCAUCGACCACUCCGAGGAGGAAGGAGCUGCAGGAGGAACUGACGGGGAGCGAGGAGGUGAGCAUGUGGAGGAAAAGAAAGGCGUAGGAGGUGAAGAGGCCGGCGGAGGCAGGAGGGAGAAAAGCGUGUGUGUGUGCCAGCACCAGGGACUACGCAAAAACAUUGAGUACAUUGCCAACUCGUACCAGGACCAGCGGGCCGCACAGCUGCGCAUCGGGGAGUGGAGGAAGGUCGCCAAGGUCAUGGACCGCUUCUUCAUGUGGCUCUUCUUCAUUAUGGUCUUCUUCAUGAGCAUCCUAAUCCUGGGAAAAGCCAUCUGAUGGAAAUACGUGUGUUUACAUUAUGACGGACCACUGUAUGUCUUACAGCUGAACCCACACACACACACACACACACGCACGCACG